This is a messenger RNA of Anoplopoma fimbria (sablefish), 1659 nucleotides long. RefSeq names its product mitogen-activated protein kinase kinase 4a (gene map2k4a). Gene Ontology annotation, molecular function: JUN kinase kinase activity; ATP binding. The record is from RefSeq and is a predicted model, not a curated record. Lineage: Eukaryota; Metazoa; Chordata; Actinopteri; Perciformes; Anoplopomatidae. The transcript is spliced from 13 exons. Bases 238 to 1551 code for a protein of 437 amino acids. Gene Ontology annotation, biological process: protein phosphorylation; MAPK cascade.
GGGUCUUAAAGCUUCUCGGCUAGUAGCCUUAGCCUUAGCUGGAUGUUUGUUUGUGUUAACGUUGCCCGAAACCUUAAAAAACACCACAUAAAUCCGUCAUAAUUUAACAUAUUUUAAAACAUCCACUCGUUGUGUUUCCCCUGAAGUCGCCGUCGGUGCGGUGUGAUCGCUGCGGCUGGGAGGGGACGGGUGAAGUUGCUCUCCGUGUAUCUGCAUUGCAGCCCCGGUUUGCUGCUGAUGGAAUUCAAACACACAACAAUGGCGACUCCCAGUCCGAACAACUCAACAACACAGAGCAGCCACAACAGCAGCAGCAGCAGCAGCAGCGCAGGAUCCGCAGCGUCCCACCACCACCAGUCCCAGUCCCAGCACAUCACCACCAUGAGCAGCAUGCAGGAGUCCAACACCUGCUGGAGAUGUCAGAGUGAAACAGGGUUUCAGAUAAACCUCUCUGGAGCUCCCCCAAGUAAACGCAAAGCCCUGAAGCUGAACUUCGCCAACCCUCCGAUCAAACCCACGACUAGAUUCACACUGAACACGGCCGGGCCGCCCUUUCAAAACCCGCACAUAGAGAGGCUGAGGACACACAGCAUCGAGUCGUCGGGAAAGCUGAAGAUCUCCCCGGAGCAGCACUGGGACUUCACCGCCGAGGAUCUCAAGGAUCUGGGCGAGAUCGGCCGAGGAGCGUACGGCUCCGUCAAUAAGAUGGUGCACAAGCCGAGCAACCAGAUCAUGGCGGUCAAGAGAAUUCGGUCAACGGUGGACGAGAAGGAGCAGAAGCAGCUGCUGAUGGACCUGGACGUGGUGAUGAGAAGCAGCGACUGUCCGUACAUCGUCCAGUUUUAUGGCGCUCUGUUCAGAGAGGGCGACUGUUGGAUUUGUAUGGAACUUAUGGCUACCUCGUUAGACAAAUUUUACAAGUUUGUAUAUUGCUCAUUAGACGACGUGAUUCCAGAGGAAAUAUUAGGGAAAAUAACUUUAGCUACUGUGAAGGCACUUAACCACUUAAAAGAAAACUUGAAAAUAAUACACAGAGACAUUAAGCCGUCAAACAUCCUCCUGGACAGGAACGGAAACAUCAAGCUGUGUGACUUCGGCAUCAGCGGACAGCUGGUGGACUCCAUCGCCAAAACCAGAGAUGCAGGCUGCAGGCCGUACAUGGCACCGGAGCGGAUAGACCCCAGUGCGUCCAGGCAGGGCUACGACGUCCGCUCAGACGUUUGGAGUUUGGGAAUCACACUGUACGAGCUGGCCACUGGGAGGUUCCCCUACCCGAAGUGGAACAGUGUGUUCGACCAGUUGACCCAGGUGGUGAGAGGAGACCCGCCGCAGCUCAGCAACUCAGAGGAGAGGCGCUUCUCCCCCAAAUUCAUCUCCUUUGUCAACGUGUGCCUUACAAAGGACGAGUCAAAAAGGCCAAAGUACAAAGAGCUACUGAGAGAUCCGUUCAUCCAGAUGUACGAGGAGCGCUCGGUCGACGUGGCCAGCUACGUGUGCCGGCUCAUGGAUCAGAUGCCGACGUCUCCCAGCUCCCCGAUGUACAUGGACUGAUAGCAGGACGAGACGGAAACACACCAAUAAUUAUUCACCAGUCUGCAACAGUAAAUACAUUUAAAGAAAAAAAAAAAAAACUACAAGAAAGUGAACAAAACGAAUCCU